Molecule: messenger RNA, 1559 nt
Organism: Salvelinus namaycush (lake trout)
Lineage: Eukaryota; Metazoa; Chordata; Actinopteri; Salmoniformes; Salmonidae
Product: ceramide synthase-like
Exons: 7
Coding region: 645-1559 (304 amino acids)
Biological process (GO): lipid homeostasis; ceramide biosynthetic process
Cellular component (GO): membrane; endoplasmic reticulum
Molecular function (GO): sphingosine N-acyltransferase activity
Source: RefSeq, a predicted model, not a curated record
AUUUGUCUUGCUUGACGCACGUUCUGAUUUCUUGCAGAUAUCCAGAACACGGAAUAAGGCAACAAAACACAAUAAUGUGGAACAAUUCUCGACGUGUAGGCUACAACCAGGACCCAACACACUGAUUUCCCCUUGUUCCGACCGACCGGGCCGCAGAACGGGACGCCGCACCACCCAAAUACCCAGAAGCCACCAGGCCUCUGCUGGUUAUGAGCAGGGGGUUGGGAGGGAGGUGUGGGGAGUUAACAAACACACCACCCACAGCUUUAUCGUAGCCCUCUCUUUCCUGAUUUUCAUUCCCCAUAUAUCCCCAAAACUAGCCUACUAAUAACAAAUACAGCAUUUGACUACAUACUGCAUUAGCAUAACACUAGCAUAACAUUACUACUAGCAUAACAUAACUAGGAUAGCAUUACUAAAAUUCUGUACUCGUGUUCUAUUGACAGUACUUACACGCUGCCACGCAUUAUAAUGAUAUACCUAUCAAUGCCUUCAAACAUCUAGCAGCAAAUGAUCAUUGGAAACUGCUACCAUAGCUUUGAGAGUACCCUGCAUAGAUCAGUCAUUCAACCUUUCCCACUUGUCAAGUGGUUUGAGGGCAGUGGUGAGGUACCUGUUGAGACACACACACACACUCAGGGACCAUGCUGAGCAUCCUGGCUGCUGGCUCCAUCUUCUUCCCGGGCCUGUUCCUGCUGUCUAAGAGAUGCCUGAAACACACCCCAGGCCUGGCCUUGAGCGAGGGAGACGCCACCAUAGUGUCUGCCAGGCUGGUGUCAUCCAUCCAGGCCAUCAUGGCUUCCUCAGCUGGCUACAUCAUCGCAUCCUCCUGUGAGGAUAUCAUCGAGGAUCAACACUGGCUUACCAGUACCUACAUCCUGUUUGCGGUGCCCUACUUUGCGUACGACAUCUACGCCAUGUUCCUGUGCUACUGGCACAAGCUACAGGUUAAAGGGCACGAGGAGGAGGGCGGCAGGCCAAAGCCAAUGGGCUCGGCAGUGGCCAGCUACCUGCGCAGAGAGUUCCUGAUGGUGCUGCACCAUGUCGUCAUGGUGACCAUCUGCUUCCCCGUCUCCGUGUUCUGGAGGCAGGGAAAGGGGGAUUACUUCCAGGGUGUCAUGUUUAUGGCUGAACUCAGCACUCCGUCCGUCUGCCUGGGGAAAAUCCUCAUCCAGUACAAGAAGCAGCACACUCUUCUUCAUAAAGUGAAUGGCGCUCUCAUGCUGGUCACUUUCUUCAUCUGUCGAGUUCUGCUCUUCCCCUACCUCUACUACGCCUACAGCAGGUAUGCCUCCAUCCCCCUCUACACAGUGCCCCUUGUGGCUCCCUGGCAGUGCAACGUGGGGGCCUUCUGCCUCAUGGCCCCACAGGUCUACUGGUUCACCCUCAUCUGCAGGGGCGCCUUCCGCCUCUUCACCGGGGCCUCGCGCUCCCGGCCCCCGGCCACCCUCAACAAGCCUGAUGGCUGCUGCCCCGGCCAGGGAGCCCCUUUACCUCCCCCGGCCAACGGCUACAGUCCCGUCCCCCACCAGGCAGACAGAGAGACCGACACACACUGA